Messenger RNA from Melitaea cinxia (Glanville fritillary), 717 nucleotides. Its product is annotated as homeobox protein ceh-63-like. Gene Ontology annotation, molecular function: RNA polymerase II cis-regulatory region sequence-specific DNA binding; DNA-binding transcription factor activity, RNA polymerase II-specific. NCBI's taxonomy places the organism in Eukaryota, Metazoa, Arthropoda, Insecta, Lepidoptera, Nymphalidae. Gene Ontology annotation, cellular component: nucleus. The record is from RefSeq and is a predicted model, not a curated record. The transcript has 3 exons. The coding region runs from base 1 to 717 and encodes 238 amino acids. Gene Ontology annotation, biological process: regulation of transcription by RNA polymerase II.
AUGGUACAAACUGAUCACAGAAGCAAACUUAAUCACUGGGAAAAUCAACCAUUUUCAAAAGAGUAUCCAAACACGAAUCAAUGCGAAUUGAUAGAAGGAUUGAGUGUAGUUAAACCAAUAAAUAGAAAAAAGAAGCGUUGUCGCACUGCGUAUACUACUUAUCAGUUGAGUGUGCUUGAAACAACGUUCACUCGAACUAGAUAUAUAGACAGAAAACAACGCAUGGAGCUCUCCAAUAACCUGAAGAUUGGUGAAUAUAAUAUCAAAAUAUGGUUUCAGAAUAGACGAAUGAAGGAAAAGAAAUCAUCUGAAAUCUGUCAACCCAACAAUAGCACUGUUGAACCAGUAAAUCCUUCGCCUAAAAAUGUGAUCACAAAACACAAUCAUCUGAAAAGCGCGGUUGAUCACAAAAUUAAUUUAAACUAUCAUAAUUAUAAUUAUAGUGAUAUUGAAAGGAAUGCUAAAGAAACAGAUUAUGUAGUUUAUAGUUCAACUGAAGAACUAGCACGUGCAAAUUAUUAUCAAAAUUAUAAUUAUGGACCAUACGUAAAUUAUAAUGAGCAGAUGACUAAUGAUCGUUUCCAAACUAAUGCUGGUAUUUGUUCCACGCAGUAUUAUAAUUUUACAAAUGCUGAGUACACGAAUUUUGAUAAUCAAACUGGUAACAACAGUAAUGUGUACAAUUGGUCAGCUGAUGCUUUUUUAUUGAACCUUUAA